UUCUAUACUUACAGCCAACGCGAUUAUGUGACUAAUAUAUUUUUUGUACUUUACAUUAAUAUGUCCAAAAACGAAGAACAUCAAUUACACUGUCCAAUUGAAGUACAAUUUAACAAAAUAUCAUGCUACCAUUAUUAUUUUCUGUUUUUAGUAUUUUCAAGUAAAAUCCCAAUUUUCUGGCAUGUCCUCAAUUUGAUUUUUUUGGCUCCGCCAAUGGAAUACACAUGUGAAGGUGGGGAUACGAGUAAUUCAUCCAAAAACUUGUGUCCAUGCGAUAAGCCUCAAUGGAACAGAAGUAAGUUUACGGAAACAAUGCAGACCAAAUUCCACUUACUAUGUGGAAACGCCUGGAAUAUUAGCUUCUCACAUAUUAUGAUGUAUACCGGAUUUUUAGCUGGAGCCAUGUUAUUUGGCUAUUUAUCAGAUAGGAACGGUCGGUUAUUAUCUUUUUCGUCGUCUUGCUUGCUAAUGGCCCUAUCUGGUUCUUUUGUUAGUAUAAUGCCAACGACUACAACCUAUACCCUCAUGCGCACAAUAGAAGGCAUCGGAACCGGCGGUGCUAUCAUUACUUCUUACGUUCUUUGCAUCGAGUAUAUUGGAACGAAAUAUAGAGAAAUAAUAACAGCACUGUUCAACAUUCCUGUCAACAUAGGUCAUAUGACUUUACCACUAAUUUCAUACUUACUGCCGCAUUGUGACCAGUUCCAAUUGGCAAUUUCAAUCCCGAUAUUCUUCUAUGCGUUCCUACCAUGGAUGGUUAUGGAAUCGCCGAGAUGGUUACUGGAUAGCGGUCGACAUAAUAAAGCUAUUAUUGUUAUGGAAAAUGUUGCCAAAUUCAAUAAACAACCGUAUGAAGACAUAAGAGACCAAAUUGAAGAAUACCUUACUAAGCGUCCACCUGGAACAAAAACGAAUUUAAAGUUCUAUCAAAUCUUUAGGCACAAAACAAUGUCUCUAAUACUAAUAUACCUAUCAAUAAUAUAUUUUUUAUGUGGAAUGGGAUAUUAUGGAGUGUCACAAUUGAUCGGAAAAAUGAGUGGAGACAUUCAUAUAAAUGUAGCGAUUUCAGGCGCUUUAUUGUUGCCAGGAACGAUUUCUUCAAUAUUUCUGUUAAAAAUUUUAAACCGCAAAACAAUGCUCAUGUUUUCUAUAUUUCUGUCUGGGUUGUUCAUGAUCAUUUCGGUUUGCAUUCCAUUCACCUACAACUGGAUAAGAGUGAUUAUUGCGUGCAUCUGCAAUUGUUUCUUCUUUAUUUCAUUCAUUGUUGUUUUUCUUUAUGGCGUCGAAUUAUUUCCCACAUCAGUAAGAAAUUCAGUUUUAGGUUUUUUAUCGGUUUUGUCGAGAAUCGGACAAAUCGUUGCUCCUCUUGUAAAUACUUUGUCAGAAAAUGUGGCAGGGGCGGUGUUCGGAGGUUUUGCUUUAAUUGGAUCUCUAUUUUGUUUUUUACUGCCAGAAACAAAAGACACUGAAUUACCAUCUUCUCUAGAGGACACUAAACGUCUCACUAAAAAGGUAAAACAACGAGGUAGUAUUCAAAUAAAUUCCGAAAAUAAUACCUGAUGGAGUAUUUAUAUUUUCUAUAUGUAUUUUAAUUUCUGGAUUGAUUAUUACACACUUUACUAAAUACAAAAUACUUUUAAUCUAUGCUAUCGACC
Danaus plexippus (monarch butterfly) is the source of this 1655-nucleotide messenger RNA. RefSeq names its product organic cation transporter protein-like. Gene Ontology annotation, molecular function: transmembrane transporter activity. The record is from RefSeq and is a predicted model, not a curated record. The coding region runs from base 61 to 1560 and encodes 499 amino acids. Gene Ontology annotation, cellular component: membrane. NCBI's taxonomy places the organism in Eukaryota, Metazoa, Arthropoda, Insecta, Lepidoptera, Nymphalidae. The transcript is spliced from 3 exons. Gene Ontology annotation, biological process: transmembrane transport.